Messenger RNA from Trifolium pratense (red clover), 1527 nucleotides. Its product is annotated as dnaJ homolog subfamily B member 13-like. The coding region runs from base 270 to 1304 and encodes 344 amino acids. Gene Ontology annotation, molecular function: protein-folding chaperone binding. The record is from RefSeq and is a predicted model, not a curated record. NCBI's taxonomy places the organism in Eukaryota, Viridiplantae, Streptophyta, Magnoliopsida, Fabales, Fabaceae. The transcript has 3 exons. Gene Ontology annotation, cellular component: cytosol.
AGGUGGCACUUUCAAACACAAUUACACUAGAAAAUUUCUUCUAAAUCUUUUCGCACGCCUGGAAAGUUCUACACUCUUCUGGUAUUACGAUUCCACACACACCUUCCAGAUAAAUCCUUCUGUUUCUCAUUCCCUACUAAUAUUCAUCGAAUCAUUCAAACCAAACCCUAAUAACAAAUUUCAAGAACAUCACCAAUAACAAUAAUCAUUCAGCAACAGAGAAAAAGCUUCGCUAUUCAAGAACAGAGUCACAACGCAACAAACAAAUCAUGGGAGUGGACUACUACAAGAUUUUGCAGGUCGACAAGAAUGCAACAGAUGAAGAAUUGAAGAAAGCAUAUAGAAAACUUGCCAUGAAGUGGCACCCUGAUAAGAAUCCAACCAAUAAGAAAGAAGCUGAAUCCAAAUUCAAAGAGAUUUCUGAAGCAUACGAGGUUCUAAGUGAUCCACAAAAGAAAGCAAUUUAUGAUCAAUAUGGAGAAGAAGGGCUUAAAGGGCAAGUGCCCCCUCCACAAGGUGGUGCAGGUGGGGCUUCAUUCUUCCAAAGUGGAGAUGGGCCAACAACAUUUAGGUUCAAUCCAAGAAAUGCAGAUGAUAUAUUUGCAGAGUUUUUUGGGUUUUCAAGCCCAUUUGGAGGAAUGGGUAAUGGUGGGAAUGGAAUGAGAGGUGGGUCUAGAUCCUUUGGUGGAAUGUUUGGUGGUGAUGAUAUAUUUUCUCAAUUUAAUGAAGGUAGGCCUAUGCAGCAUCAAGGACCUCGCAAGGCAGCUCCUAUUGAGAAAAGAUUGCCUUGUAGCCUUGAGGAGCUCUAUAAAGGGACCACUAAAAAGAUGAAGAUUUCAAGGGAAAUUGCAGAUGCAAGUGGAAAAACUAUGCUGGUGGAAGAAAUCAUACCAAUUGAAAUCAAACCCGGAUGGAAAAAAGGAACAAAAAUAACAUUCCCUGAGAAAGGAAAUGAGCAACCAAAUGUGAUACCAGCAGAUCUUGUAUUUGUCAUUGAUGAAAAACCUCACAGUGUAUUUAAAAGAGAUGAUAAUGAUUUGGUUAUGACACAUAAAAUAUCUCUUGCAGAAGCAUUAACAGGUGGUUACAAUGUUCGUCUCACAACACUAGAUGGAAGAGUUCUGAACAUUCCUAUAAACAAUAUAAUUCAUCCAAACUAUGAAGAGAUUGUUCCAAAGGAAGGUAUGCCUAUUCAAAAAGAUCCUACAAAGAAGGGUAAUCUUAGGAUCAAAUUUAAUAUUAAGUUUCCAGCAAGGUUGACAUCUGAGCAGAAAGCUGGAAUCAAGAGACUUCUGACACAGUAGUGGAUUUAGUAUGCAUUCAUUGUGAGUGAAUGUGUAUACCUUAAUUUUCUUCUUCCUCAAUUGUUUUAUAGGACUUUUGGUUUUUGGUUUAUGUAGUUUUUGUGUAAUAUAUGUUGCAAAAACUCCAAGUUGAGGAUUGAGGAAUCACAUUUUGAACCAUAUGGUUGAUCUAGAGCUUAAAAUGAUGUGGUUGAAGUUAUGCAAUGUUGAUUAGUUGAAUUUA